Molecule: messenger RNA, 1560 nt
Organism: Microthlaspi erraticum
Lineage: Eukaryota; Viridiplantae; Streptophyta; Magnoliopsida; Brassicales; Brassicaceae
Source: the annotation of a GenBank genome assembly
AUGGAUGCUACAACAUCAAAUGGUACGUUACAACUCCAUAGCAUCCCCGAGAAUCCUUCAUAUCUCUGUCUAAAACGACAAUGCUUGGGAAACUCUGCUCCUGGGGACUUCUUCUUGGCCUCUUGCCCUUCCAUUGCCCUUCACAUCCUCACUACAUGUGACUUAAGUCCUCGAGACCUUGCCAAACUCGAGGCAACAUGCUCGUUCUUCAGAAAGCCGGCGAAUUUCUCUCCGGACUUCGAACUUUCCAUCUCGGAAGUUGCGGCUCUCGACAUUUGCCAAAAGAGAGCGAUAUUCAAGUGUGCGGGAGAAGAAGAGCGGCAAGAGAUGAAAAGGAAAUGCGGAGGCUCUUGGAAGCUUGUUCUGAAGUUCUUGAAAGCCGGUGAAUUAGGUUGCAGGAGGGAGAGAUCUCAAGCACUUGCUGGUCCUGGUCAUAGCAUCGCCGUGACAUCAAACGGCGUAGUUUACUCUUUCGGAUCUAACGGCUCAGGACAACUUGGACAAGGAACCACUGAAGACACUUGGCAGCCUAAACCAGUCAGAUCACUUAACGGUAUUAGAAUCAUUCAAGCAGCUAUCGGUGGCGAGAGAACAAUGUUAAUCAGUGAUGCUGGUGAAGUUUACGCCUUUGGGAAAGAUUGUUUCAGCGAGGCCGGUUUAGAGGCUCAAGAAACUAAGGUUAUCACGAGUCCUCAGAGGGUUAAGUCCUUGACGGAGAUCUUUGUGGUUCAAGCCGCGAUUGGAAACUACUUCACCGCGGUGUUGUCGAGAGAAGGAAGAGUCUAUACGUUAUCAUGGGGGAAAGAUGAGAGACUCGGUCACCAGACGGACGUUAACUGUGUCUUGCCUCAACCUUUGUUAGGCGCUUUAGAGAACAUUCCUGUUGUGCAAAUCUCUGCUGGCUUUUGCUAUCUUCUUGCUCUUGCAUAUCAACCUACUGGAAUGUCUGUGUACUCUGUUGGAUGUGGUUUAGGUGGGAAGCUUGGGCAUGGCUCUGCAACGAGUGAGAAACAGCCUCGGUUGAUUGAGCAGUUUAGUGUUUUGAACUUGGAACCGGUUAUGGUCUCGGCAGGGACAUGGCAUGCUGCUGUAGUUGGGAGAGAUGGGAGAGUCUGCACGUGGGGAUGGGGACGGUUUGGCUGCUUGGGACACGGAACUGAAGAGUUAGAGAUGGCUCCUAAGGUCGUAGAAGGGUUAAAAGAUGUUAAAGCCGUCCAUGUAGCUGCUGGUGACUAUGCAACGUUUGUUGUGUCUGAUGAUGGUCAGGUUUACUCGUUUGGAUGUAGCGAAUCAGCUAAUCUUGGACAGGACGAUGGAGAUGUGGAUGAGAUUACUUUGACACCGAAGCUGGUUUCGUCGUUGAAGGAGACGAAAGAGCGUGUGGUUCAUGUGAGUUUGACGAACUCGGUGAAGUGGAGAGGUCAUACGUUUGCGAUGACCGAGUCCGGGACGCUGUACGCGUUUGGGACCGGGGACAGAGGGCAGCUCGGGGUGGAGCUUGGUGAUAACUUGACGGAGAGAGAGGAACCGGCGAAAGUUGUCGGUGUUGAUCUUUCUUAA